Molecule: messenger RNA, 1574 nt
Organism: Perognathus longimembris pacificus (Pacific pocket mouse)
Lineage: Eukaryota; Metazoa; Chordata; Mammalia; Rodentia; Heteromyidae
Gene: Pon1
Product: paraoxonase 1
Exons: 9
Coding region: 54-1118 (354 amino acids)
Cellular component (GO): extracellular region
Molecular function (GO): aryldialkylphosphatase activity; arylesterase activity
Source: RefSeq, a predicted model, not a curated record
UCAGGGACUCCUAGAAGUGGCUGUCCAGUCAGUUCGUCCGUCCAUCCCAGGUUAUGGCGAAAGUGCUGGUGCUCACCCUGGUGGGGCUGGCAGUCGCACUCUUCAAAGGCCAACAGUCUUCUUACCAAACAAGACUUGCUGCUUCCCGUGAAGUAACACCCGUGGAACCUCCCAACUGUAAUUUCAUUAAAGGAGUUGAAGAAGGUGCUGAAGAUUUAGAGAUACUGCCCAAUGGACUGGCUUUCCUCAGCACUGGAUUAAAAUAUCCUGGGAUGAAGAGUUUUGCACCCGAAAAUCCUGGUAAAAUACUUCUGAUGGACCUAAAUGAAGAAAAUCCACCAGCAACAGAAUUACAAAUUAGAAGUAAAGUUGAUUUAUCUUCGUUUAAUCCUCAUGGGAUUAGUACAUUCACAGAUGAAGAUAAUACUGUGUACCUGUUGGUGGUGAACCAUCCAAACUUCAAGACCACGGUGGAGCUGUUUAAAUUUCAAGAAGAAGAAAAAUCACUUUUGCAUCUGAAAACCAUUAGACACAAACUUCUGCCUAAUGUGAAUGAUAUUGUUGCUGUAGGACCUGAGCACUUUUAUGCAACAAAUGACCACUUCUUUACUGACUCAUAUUUACGUUCCUGGGAGUUAUACUUGGGCUUGGCGUGGUCCUAUGUUGUUUUCUACAGUCCAGAUGAAGUUCGAGUGGUGGCAGAAGGAUUUGAUUUUGCUAAUGGAAUCAGCAUUUCACCUGAUGGCAAGUAUGUCUAUAUUGCUGAAUUGCUAGCUCAUAAGAUUCAUGUGUAUGAAAAGCACGCUAAUUGGACUUUAACUCCAUUGAAGUCCUUGGACUUUGACACCCUUGUGGAUAACCUCUCAGUGGAUCCUGUGACAGGAGACCUUUGGGUGGGUUGCCACCCCAAUGGUGUGAAGAUCUUCUCCUAUGAUCCAGAGCAUCCUCCUGGCUCAGAGGUGCUUCGAAUCCAGAACAUUUUAACAGAAGAACCCAAAGUGACUGUGGUUUAUGCAGAAAAUGGCACCGUGUUGCAGGGUAGUACAGUUGCCUCUGUGUACAAAGGGAGGCUGCUGAUUGGCACUGUAUUCCAUAAGGCUCUGUACUGUGAGCUCUGACAGCCCCUUUCCAUGCCCUAAAAGACUACAGAGAUCUCAGUAAGAUUGAGAUCUGGCCCUUUGGGAAAAAGAAUUUAACAUGAUAAAAGAAAUUGAGAAUGGAUUUUUUAAGAGUAUGUUGUCAAAUCAGUCUUGGAAGACUUGAAAACCUCACUUACCAAUAAGAAACCCUUUUCAUUAAAGUGGCUCAAUAUACCAGUUGUCAAGUCUUAAAUAAUUUAACUGCAGGUGAUUAAAAAAUGUACUUCCUGAAGACAUGCAUUAAGCAUGUUUUUCCAUGGCUGCUUUUCGUUGUUCAGAAAAGAGGAUGAGAAUGGGAAUCACCAACAAUAACAUUCCUCAGUCAAGAUCUGUGUCACAUGACCUGGGUUAUGUACAGCAAGUGAAGCUGUUGUUUUUACUUGCUAGACAUUUUCCUCUUCGAGGCCUGACUUUUUCAGUCUUCUGGUAGCAAUA